Morus notabilis is the source of this 1995-nucleotide messenger RNA. RefSeq names its product GTPase HflX. Gene Ontology annotation, cellular component: cytoplasm. The transcript has 13 exons. Bases 81 to 1730 code for a protein of 549 amino acids. The record is from RefSeq and is a predicted model, not a curated record. NCBI's taxonomy places the organism in Eukaryota, Viridiplantae, Streptophyta, Magnoliopsida, Rosales, Moraceae. Gene Ontology annotation, molecular function: GTP binding; ribosome binding.
UCCACAGGAACGAACCUUACAGUUAAAAUCGAAAGCCAGUUUGCCAGUUUCAGCGAGACAGAGUGAAAGCUAAUUCUAUCAUGACCGCAUGCUUUUCUUCCUUUCUUCUCCGUCCCUCAAUCACAACUACGGAACUGUGUUUUCCAUGGCAUCCUCCAAACCCUAAUCGCAAAAUCUAUCCCAUUAUUCUCAGAAAAGACUCAAACUUUUCGCCUAGAAUCUUCGCCAGAGUUCUCCAACAAGGUACCGGCGUUGUGUCGCCGGACGAAUUUUCUUUGCAGACACCGCCGGUUGAGACCAAGGGAGAUGAGAAAAAAGACGCCCAUCGGGUUUUCGAUGAGUUUGUGGUGGCGGACUCCGAAUCCGAAGAUAAGGCCCUAAGUUCCUCGACUAGGGCUAAGAAGAAGAGAGAGAGCGAGGACGGAUUCAAGAAUAGGUUUAAGCUGCGGAAUGGGAGGGAGGUUUUUGAAGAAAGAGCGUAUCUUGUUGGUGUUGAGCGCAAGGGCGAUACAGAGAACUCGUUUGGUAUAGAAGAAUCGCUUAAAGAAUUGACCCAGUUGGCAGACACUGCUGGACUUAUGGUUGUUGGUUCCACAUAUCAAAAAUUAGCUUCUCCGAACCCAAGGACAUACAUUGGAUCUGGCAAGGUAGCAGAAAUCAAGAGUGCAAUUUAUGCAUUGGGAGUCGAGACUGUAAUAUUUGAUGAUGAACUUUCAGCAGGACAAUUGCGCAAUUUGGAAAAGACUUUUGGUGGAGAUGUGAGAGUUUGUGAUCGAACUGCUCUCAUCCUAGAUAUCUUUAACCAGCGGGCAGCAACACAUGAAGCAGCUUUGCAGGUUGCAUUAGCACAAAUGGAAUACCAGUUACCUCGACUAACAAAAAUGUGGGCUCAUCUUGAACGUCAAGCAGGAGGCAAGGUUAAAGGUAUGGGAGAGAAACAAAUUGAAGUCGACAAGCGUAUCUUACGCACUCAAAUUGGCGUUCUGAAGAAGGAACUGGAAUCUGUUAGAAAGCAUAGAAAGCAGUAUAGGAAUAGGCGUACUUCUGUACCUGUCCCGGUGGUGUCCUUGGUUGGUUACACAAAUGCUGGGAAGAGUACACUUCUAAAUCAGUUGACUGGAGCUGGUGUACUUGCUGAGGAUAAAUUAUUUGCAACCCUUGAUCCAACUACUAGAAGGGUUCAGAUAAAGAACGGGAAAGAGUUUCUUCUCACGGAUACUGUUGGUUUCAUUCAAAAGUUACCGACUACGCUGGUUGCUGCUUUCAGAGCAACGUUAGAGGAGAUAUCAGAAUCGUCAUUAUUGGUGCAUGUGGUGGAUAUCAGUCAUCCCUUGGCCCAGCAACAGAUAGAUGCUGUGAACAAAGUCCUAUCGGAGUUGGAUGUCUCGUCAAUUCCAAGGUUGAUGGUCUGGAACAAGGUUGAUAAGGUUGCCAGCCCCGAAACAGUAAAGUUGGAAGCAAACAAGAGAGAUGAUGUUGCUUGCAUAUCUGCUCUAAAUGGGGAUGGCUUGCUUGAUUUCUGUAAUGCUGUUCAAGAAAAGUUGAAGGAUUCUAUGGUAUGGGUUGAAGCCUUGAUCCCUUUUGAAAAAGGGGAGCUUUUGAGUACUAUACAUCAGGUUGGAAUGGUAGAGAGAACUGAGUAUAUGGAGAAUGGGACGUUAGUCAAGGCACAUGUCCCCCUUCGAUUUGCAAGGCUGCUUACACCUAUGAGACAAGUUUGUAUUACAUAGUUGCGAUUUUCUUCAAAGACCGCAAGUAUAGUGAAAGAUUUACUCAUUGUUCUUUGAUAUACAAGUUCCAUACUUCGAUUUAGCUGGCGAAAGACGUUACUCGUAUUGCACUGUAAAAGGGUCUGCGGUUGGGUGUCAGUGUUUAUUGUUUGUACAUAUGUUCUUGUAAUAUCUCUCUGUUGGGUACUAAACUUAAGUGCCUGAAAAAUAUGAAGACAUUGAAAAUUAGUUAGUUUAUACUAAUCAAUCGCUAGAGUUUAUCCAA